This is a messenger RNA of Trichobilharzia szidati, 1844 nucleotides long. The record is from the annotation of a GenBank genome assembly. Lineage: Eukaryota; Metazoa; Platyhelminthes; Trematoda; Strigeidida; Schistosomatidae.
GGUCCUUUCUAGGUGAAUCUUCUGUAGCGCCAUGUUCGUUAUUGAUCGUACUAAGGUCCUUGAAUUAUUUGUAUAUGGAACAUGGGAGCCUGCAGCAGGAGUUGAACAUGAGAAGAUUUUAUACUUCUUUCCAAGUGAAAAGCCGUUAAAUGACAAACUCAAUUCUAUUGGUCUGUCGGAGGCUGUUGUUACGUUUACAAAUUCUUUUAAUUCAGUGUGUACAUCACUCUGUACGAAAAAGACCAAAAGAGUUUUUAGAAAAUUGGCACCAAAUAUAUGGAUUGUUAUUGUUGUAUCUGUACCUACAACACCGAAUAUAACAAAUGGUAAUUUAUCUGAAGAUGAUUCUAUACACUAUCAAGUUAUUGAAAGAGUUUUGGCUACUGCUUGUGAAACAUUUGAACUUUUCCACGGUAGAGUUGAUGCUGUUGUUGAAACUUAUGGUUAUGAAAUAUUGAAGGCUAAACUAGAGCAUUUCUUUUCGCGUUAUUUGCGUACAAUGCUUUUUGAACACUGUGACUUAUUGGACUGCUUCAAUGGGAUUCAAUUUACGUCUAUUGAACCAGCUAAUUUCGGUCGCGUUCAUGGCCUUCUUAGUAGAAUUGGAUAUGGUUUUAGUUGCAUAGAACAUUCUGCAUUUUUCUUUGAAGGUAGACUUGUUUAUUCUUCUCUGGAUUUAAAUUACGUUCGUUAUAUAUAUAACUACCUGAACUCCUUUUUAUUCAUUGAACAACCAGAUUUAACGCAUUCAGCAGCAACAUCUACUACAAUGACAAAAUCUAAACACCUAGGAAGGUAUCUAGUCGGUCCAAAAGACUUAUCUGAUUUGUCUCAACAGGUUAAAUGUCCACUGAUAUGUUCACCUGACUCUAAACUACCCAACUGUCAAUUGAUCACCUAUCAAGCAUUGAGAGUUGUUCUAUGCUUAUUGAUUAAGAGCACUGAUUCAAUUCCAAUGGAAUUUUUUGUGGAAUUUGAUAAAAUGGUUGGUCCACGCUUAACUUCAUUAGCUGAACGUCUUGCUUCAAGCCAGAGCAGUUCUUUUAUGGGUGGCAGCAUCUUUCCUCUGCACCUUAUGGAAGGUGCAUCAGAAAUUGAUCCUCAUAAAGUGCCGACACUUGGUGGUCUUUCAAUCAAUGAUGAUGGAAUACGUAAUGCAAUUGAAGAUCUGAACUAUGUAGAUCCUCCUUUAUCCUCAAUCUACACAAAUAGAUUCAUCUACUGGAAUCCAUCAACUUGUUCUGUAAUGACCACUUUGCAUGUGUACACCGGUUCAGGAAAGCGAUCAAUCAAAGGAGCUAAAGCACUUUUAGAUGUUAUGGUGAAUUUACGUGAAGAAUUUUCCCUCAGGCCUGAUUUAUGGCAUCAAGAAAUCACUGUCAGACUGAAUCCUCAUUGUUGGAUUGUUUGUAAACGAUCCAAUGGACGUGAGGUAUAUAUGGUUUUCAUCAUUAGACAAGAUGGUUUACGCAAAUUAGAAGAAGCCACACGGCAUGUAUACGACACAACAUUUCGAGGUGUUUUCCUAUUAGAAUGAAGCCUGGUCGAUUUCUGAUAUGGAUUGCAAUAACAGUGAUAGACAAAGCUUCCAAUUAUUAUUAUUAUUAUUAGCAUUGUCAUCAUCUACUUAUCGCAUUACUCCUUAUGUGAAAAGUGCUUCAUUUUGAUCAAAUGCCGACAGCUUCCCCCUUCCCUACCAAUUUGUGUAUAUAUGGCUGUUUACUAAUGCGCCAAAUUGUACAGUAUUUUUUUUUAAUUUCCUGUUCCCCCUCCCUUGUGGUCUUAUUCUUCUGAUCUGUAGUUGUCAUCCAAAACAAACAAAUAUAUAAUUUCUUAAAAGAUUA